GUUCUUUGUGCCUUCCGCUCGUGCUGCCCGCGUUGUUUUGCGCAGCCAUGAAACCUAUUUUGUUGCAAGGCCAUGAGAGGUCAAUUACUCAGAUCAAGUAUAAUCGGGAAGGCGAUUUGCUCUUCACAGUAGCAAAAGAUCCGAUUGUUAAUGUUUGGUACUCUGUCAAUGGUGAGAGACUUGGCACAUACACUGGCCACACUGGUGCAGUCUGGUGUGUGGAUGCUGAUUGGGACACCAAACAUGUCUUGACCGGCUCAGCAGACAACUCUUGUCGGCUCUGGGACUGUGAGACAGGAAAGCAACUUGCUUUAGUCAAUACCAACUCCGCUGUGAGGACAUGUGGCUUUGACUUUGGAGGGAAUAUCAUCAUGUUUUCCACAGAUAAGCAAAUGGGCUACCAAUGUUUUGUGAGCUUCUUCGACCUUCGAGACUCCAGCCAGCUUGAGGACAAUGAACCAUACAUGAAGAUCCCCUGCAGCGAGUCCAAAAUUACCAGUGCGGUUUGGGGUCCCCUUGGAGAAUUCAUCAUUGUUGGGCAUGAGAAUGGGGAGUUGAACCAGUUCAGUGCAAAGUCAGGAGAGGUCCUCAUGAACAUGAAAGAGCAUACAAAACAGAUCAAUGACAUCCAGACUUCCAGAGACGUGACAAUGUUCGUCACUGCCUCCAAGGAUAACACUGCCAAGCUCUUUGAUUCCACAAAUCUUGACCACCUAAAGACUUUCCGAACAGAACGGCCGGUGAACUCCGCAGCGCUUUCCCCCAUCUUUGACCACGUGGUGUUGGGCGGUGGACAGGAAGCCAUGGAUGUGACAACCACCUCCACCAGAAUUGGAAAGUUUGAGGCCAGGUUUUUCCACCUGGGCGUUGAGGAAGAAUUUGGAAGAAUCAAAGGCCAUUUUGGGCCAAUUAACAGCGUCGCUUUCCACCCUGAUGGGAAGAGUUACAGCAGUGGCGGAGAGGAUGGCUACGUCCGCAUCCAUUACUUUGACCCCCAAUACUUUGAAUUUGAGUUUGAAGCUUGAGUGCUCCUUCCUUGUCCUCCGAUGCUUCGUUGGUCUUUGCAGUUCCAUCAGGACGGAGAUCUUGCUUGUCUUGAGCAAUGCUUAAGGGCAAGAAGCAAAAGGUGAUCUGCUGGAGCUGCUGGUUCUCUGUGGGAGAAUCUCUUUACUUGUACAUUCUUGGAACAGCUCCAGUUGUCAUAUUUAUAACAUGAGACAGAGAUAAUAAAUUCUUCCUUUACAAAAAUGAAAA
This is a messenger RNA of Protobothrops mucrosquamatus (brown spotted pit viper), 1254 nucleotides long. It is a transcript of the gene EIF3I, whose product is annotated as eukaryotic translation initiation factor 3 subunit I. Gene Ontology annotation, cellular component: eukaryotic translation initiation factor 3 complex, eIF3m; cytoplasm. Gene Ontology annotation, molecular function: RNA binding; protein binding; translation initiation factor activity. The record is from RefSeq and is a predicted model, not a curated record. NCBI's taxonomy places the organism in Eukaryota, Metazoa, Chordata, Lepidosauria, Squamata, Viperidae. Gene Ontology annotation, biological process: cytoplasmic translational initiation. The transcript has 11 exons. Bases 48 to 1025 code for a protein of 325 amino acids.